UAAUUUAGUUUUAGUAAAAAUUAAGUGUUAGUGUUGAUUAUGCCAAAUAGAUCAGUAGCAACAAGCUUUUCAAUGUCAAGUCAAUACGAAGAAUUGAAUGUUAUCGGCACAGGAGCUUAUGGAACAGUUUACAAAGCCAGAGAUUUACAUCAAGGUACAAUUGUAGCUUUAAAAAAAGUAAGAGUAGCCUUGACAGAAGAUGGAAUCCCCAUGUCUACUCUUAGAGAAAUAGCUUUACUCAAACAAAUCGAUGGCUACCAGCACCCAAACAUUGUCAAAUUAUUAGAUGUCGUCCACGGUCAAAGACUGGACAAGGAAAACCAGUUACUCUUGUAUCUAGUUUUUGAACACUUGAACCAAGAUCUAGCAUGCUAUCUUGAUAACCUAAACCAAAGAGAUUUGACAGAAAACCGUAUCAAAGAGAUAAGUUGUGAAAUACUAACCGGUGUUGACUUCUUGCACAGCCACAGAAUCAUACACCGAGACCUAAAACCACAUAACUUACUAGUAACCAAAGAAGGCAGAAUCAAACUCGCCGACUUCGGUUUAGCCAAAUCCUUUGACUUUGAAAUGAAACUCACAUCAGUCGUUGUAACCUUGUGGUACAGAGCCCCUGAAGUCCUAAUGUGUCUUCCCUACAACACAUCUGUCGAUAUCUGGUCCACAGCAUGUAUAAUUGCCGAACUGUACAAUCUUGCACCUUUAUUUCCAGGGACUAGCGAUGGGGAUCAGUUAGAUAAAAUUUUUCAGUUGAUUGGAAGGCCUUCGGAUAGUAAUUGGCCUGCUGGUGUUUCUGUAAGUUGUACUAAUUUUCCAGCACAUCCUUCCAGGCAGCCUAAAAUGUUGAUUCCUCGGCUGUGUGAGUUUGGGAAUGAUUUAUUGAAUAGUAUGUUGCAAUUUGAGCCGAAAAAGAGGCUGUCGGCUUCACAGUGUUUGAGACAUGCUUAUUUUACAGAUGAACGGAUUGUGUAG
Messenger RNA from Ctenocephalides felis (cat flea), 972 nucleotides. It is a transcript of the gene Cdk4, whose product is annotated as cyclin-dependent kinase 4. Gene Ontology annotation, cellular component: cyclin-dependent protein kinase holoenzyme complex; nucleus; cytoplasm. Lineage: Eukaryota; Metazoa; Arthropoda; Insecta; Siphonaptera; Pulicidae. The transcript has a single exon. Gene Ontology annotation, biological process: signal transduction; G1/S transition of mitotic cell cycle; regulation of G2/M transition of mitotic cell cycle. The record is from RefSeq and is a predicted model, not a curated record. Bases 40 to 972 code for a protein of 310 amino acids. Gene Ontology annotation, molecular function: ATP binding; cyclin-dependent protein serine/threonine kinase activity; cyclin binding.